AUCAGAGUUUACGCAAUAGAGUUUCCGUUGCAUCAAUUGAGUGAUAGUAAUUCCAAGAUAUCUCGUGGCAAUUAUGAACCCCAUACAAUGCUUGGCAUGACAUAUAUCUGUCCCCCCUCAUCCCAACAGUGAGUGAACGGGACGCAAACAAUAGAAAACAAAACAUUUCUGGUACUUUAAAAAGACCGUACACAUCUCUUGACCGCAUACCCACGCCUUGGUCGCUGCAAGACCCCGCCAUGGCCGCUGUGGAAAUGUCCAUGUCCACAAAGGACGAGAAGGCGAUCGGCACCUCAUCACCACCCGACGUCGAAGUGGAAGCCGGUCAAUUGGUAGAGGACCACGGAGGUGAUUCGGAGCUGCAGCGUCGACUGACCACCCGCCACUUGGUCAUGGUUGCCAUAGGAUCUUCCAUUGGAAUGGGUCUUUGGCUAGGUUCGGGCACCUCACUUACACGCGGAGGUCCCCUCGGUAUCUUCAUUGGUUAUGUCCUUUCAGGAACCAUUGUUUGGGCUGUCAAUCAGUCGAUUGGAGAAUUGGCCGUCAUGUAUCCUGUGCCUUCAGCAUUUGUGUCAUGGAGUGGUCAAUUCAUCGAUAAAUCUGCCGCAUUUGCCCUCGGAUGGGCUUAUUACUUUAGUUAUCCAAUCAAUGUCGCCAACGAACUCCAGGGAAUCUGCACGGUUCUUUCUUUCUGGACAGACAAGGUUCCCAUCCCAGCAUGGAUCAGUAUUUUCCUCGUCGUGGUUAUUUUGGUUAAUAUCGGAGCUGUCAAUUGGUUCGGAGAGUUUGAAGUGACAGCAUCCAUGAUCAAGUUCUUCUGGAUUAUUGUCGUCAUCAUCUCUUGCAUUGUCAUCUCCGCUGGAGGAGGCCCCAAGGGAGGCGCUAUUGGAUUUCGCUACUGGAAUGAGGAACCCAUUCGUCAUGGUUUCAAGGGUUUCCUCAGAGUCAUGCCCACUUGUAUCUUCGCCAUGAGCGGUGCUGAAGCCAGUGGUUUGGUGGCAGCGGAGACGGCAAACCCCUUGAAGUCGGUCCCGGCGGCUGUCAAAUCCAUUUGGAUCCGGCUCACCCUCUUCUACCUCUUGGGUGCGCUCAUGGUCACGAUCACCGUCUCCCCCAACGACCCUAACCUCUUUGGUGGUGACGGCAGCAAUGCUUCUCCGUUUGUCAUUGCUUUCCGCAACGCUGGUAUCGAGCCUCUGGCGCAUAUGAUGAACGCAGUCAUAUUUGUCUCUGUGCUCUCGUCUGGUACUAUCUCGGCCUAUGCAGGAUCGCGUUUGCCGAUCGGUCUGGCUAAUCUGGGCAUGGCCCCUAAGUUUUUCAAAAAAUGCGAUCGCCAGGGCAGACCUUGGGCUGGCUUGCUCAGUGUCUUCAUCGUCGGUGGAGGUCUCGCCUAUCUCAACGUAAACCACUCUGGCGCUGAAGUCUUCAACUGGCUCUCGAAUCUGACAUCCCUGUUCACUCUCUUUGGAUGGGGUUUGAUUUGUCUCGCCCAUAUUCGUUUUCGACACGCCUGGAAGGCCCAAGGGUUUUCUCCGAAUGACCUUCCAUGGAAGACUUGGACAUAUCCCUUUGCAGCAUAUUGGGGCCUGUUCUGGUCUGUCUUGCUCAUCAUUGUCGAGUUCUAUCUUUCCGUCUGGCCGUUAGGCGCCAAGGCAACUGCUGAGAGCUUCUUCGCCAACUAUGUCUCUGUCCCAGCGAUCAUUGUCCUUUACCUGGGCGCCAGGUGCUACUACAGGGGCUCUUGGUAUAUCAAGGCAAAGGAUAUUGACCUUUACAGAGGAAGACGGUACUAUGGCACCCAGAAGCUUGCCGAGGCGGAUCAGGCCAAGAAGGGCAACAAGGUCGUUGGAAUCUUCCGGAAGGGAUUCGGGGCCUUCUUUGGCGACUCUGGGUACUGAGAGUCGCACAAUUUAGUGAUCUGCCUUUCCUCAGAUACCCCGUCUUCCCCCAGAUGCCAGUUGAGACCUUCUGAUUUCUUUUGCUUGCUCAGCGCUUUCCCUUUUCCUUUUGUAUUAGAGCGUCCGACUCUCCUCGGCC
This is a messenger RNA of Xylona heveae TC161, 2037 nucleotides long. RefSeq lists its product as hypothetical. NCBI's taxonomy places the organism in Eukaryota, Fungi, Ascomycota, Xylonomycetes, Xylonales, Xylonaceae. The coding region runs from base 240 to 1898 and encodes 552 amino acids. The transcript has 4 exons. The record is from RefSeq and is a predicted model, not a curated record. Gene Ontology annotation, biological process: amino acid transmembrane transport. Gene Ontology annotation, cellular component: membrane. Gene Ontology annotation, molecular function: amino acid transmembrane transporter activity.